AUGUUACGAACAGAGAGGAGACAGAGUCGAAAGCGAAAAAGUAGACGACGGGACUCGAACUCGCGGACCCGAGAGCCAAAGGCCCGUGCUCUAACCACUGAGCUAACGUUUACUAUGCUUUCGAAGCGCCUGCAUCGCAGUAUGACUCAGCUGCUCGUCUCUUAUUGCUGACUCGUCUCGCUGCUCGCGUUGCAGACGUGUGCGACUGUGGCAGUUAUAAUUGAGCUGGAAGCAGGAGCGCAAGAUUUUUAGUAAACUAGUUUUCGUUCGCUCCUAUGCUUUGACGGUUCAGAAAUGGAUAAUUUUACGAAAGUUCAGGAUUUUGAAAAUCACGCGCUCAGUAUUUUGAAACCCAGUACCAGGGAUUAUUACGCGUACGGUGCGGGUGAAGGAAUCACGUUGAAACAGAACAGAGAAGCAUUUAAAAGGCUCCGCAUACGACCUCGAGUAUUGAGAAAUGUGUCGAAGCGAGAUAUCAGCACUACUAUACUCGGUGAGAAAAUAUCGAUGCCAGUAGGUGUAUCUCCGACAGCUAAACAAAAACUAGCCCAUCCAGAUGGAGAAUCUGCCAAUGCCAGAGCUGCUGAAGCUGCGAAUACGAUAUUCAUUCUCUCCACCUAUUCGAAUACUACUAUCCAAGACGUGGGAAAGGCUGCUCCAAACGCGGUAAAAUGGUUUCAGACGACAGUUUUAAAAGAUCGCGAUUGCAUACUUCAUUGUAUCCGAAGAGCAGAACAAGCAGGCUUCAAGGCGAUUGUGAUGACGGUUGACAAUCCUAUAAUUUUAAAAUCUAAAAUCAGUAAAUCAAAUAAUGCUUCGUCAGAUGUGAGAAACGCUGUUUACGAAGACUACUUUCUUACCAAAACAUCAGGAAAAGGUUUGGAUAACUUUGAUCAGUGUGUAAGGCAAAGCAUCGACGACUCCUUGACUUGGGAAGCUGUGGGAUGGAUAAAAAGCGUUACACAUUUGCCGAUAGUCUUGAAAGGUAUUUUGACAGCAGAAGACGCCGUUUUGGCAGCGAAUCACGGAGCGAGUGCCAUCAUAGUUUCUAAUCAUGGUGCUCGACAAUUAGAUGGAUCACCUGCAACGAUAGAAGCUCUUCCUGACAUCGUAAAUGCGGUACAAGAUAAACUAGAGGUUUAUUUGGAUGGUGGAAUAAGGCAAGGAACAGACGUCUUCAAAGCUUUAGCCCUAGGAGCUAGAAUGGUAUUUAUUGGCAGACCGAUGUUGUGGGGUUUGGCCUGUGGAGGUGAAGAAGGUGUUCGAGCUGUUCUUGAAACCAUGCGUCGAGAAGUCUCUGAAACUUUUGCCCUAACUGGUUGUUCAAACGUACAGCAAGUCGGAAAAGAUUCAGUAGUUCACGAGUCGUAUUACAGUUACAGUCAUUUAUGAUCGAAUGCAUUUAGUGAAUGAAUAAAGUUUUUUUAUAAAAAUAUUUGAUAAGCAUUAUCUUUCUCGCGUGUCUUAUCUUUGUUUAAAUAUUUAAUCCCACUCGUUAAUUUAUUGAUUCGAUUAAAAUGUUAUCAGUUUGACUUAUUGCUAUGAACGAUUAAAAUCUUGGUUAAUUUCCAAAAUACUUUCCUACCGUAGCACAUUUCAUGCAUCGUUUUGUGUAUUUAAAUCGCGGUCGCAUAUAAAUAAGUAAAUCCAAACAUGAAUAAUUUAACCAGAGUGCACGAUUUUGAAAAACGCGCGUUUAAUAUUUUAUCGCCAAGUGCAAGUAAUUAUUACUCGAAAGGAGCAGGUGAUGGAUUUACUUUGAAUCUGAACAAGGAAGCAUUUAAAAGAAUUCGUAUAUACGACCUCGGGUGUUGAGAAAUAUAUCUAAAAUCGAUACAAGUGUCACCAUACUAGGAGAAGAAAUAUCAAUGCCACUGGGUGUAUCUCCAACCGGACAGCAAACGUUAGCACAUCCCGAUGGAGAAUGUGCAAAUGCCAAAGCCGUUGAAGCUGCAAAAACUAUUUUCAUACUUUCAAGUUUUUCUGAUACCAGUAUUGAAGACGUUGCAAGAGCUACACCGCAAGCAAUGAAGUGGCUCCAAAUGUCAGUGCAGAAAGAUCGGGAUUGUACUCUACAUUGCAUAAGAAAAGCAGAGAAAGCGGGAUUCAAAGCGAUAGUCAUGACGGUUGAUUAUCCUAUAAUUCCUAAAUACAAAGUUGACAACUCCAGAGCUGCUGCAAAACAGAAGAAUGCAAUUUUUGGCGAUUAUAUACGCUUUAAAAAUUUUGAUGAAAAUUUGGACGAUUUAGAGCAUAUACUGAAACUGAUCGAUGAUUCCUUGACGUGGGAAGUAAUUGACUGGAUAAAAAGGUUGUCUUCAAAAUUUCGUACAACUUUUUGCCGAAAACGAGAUCAAAAACGAAUCCAUAAGUUAUUGUUUGCAGCGUGACAAAACUUCCGAUUAUUCUGAAAGGCAUAAUGACAUCAGAAGACGCUUUAUUAGCAGCGAAACAUGGAGCAAGUGCGAUUCUCGUUUCUAAUCAUGGUGCACGACAACUUGACGGAUUACCUGCGACGAUAGAAGUUCUUCCAGAAAUUGUAAAAGCCGUUGGAAACAAAUUGGAAGUGUAUCUGGAUGGUGGAGUUAGGCAAGGAAUAGAUGUUUUCUAGGCAUUAGCAUUAGGUGCUAGAAUGGUUUUUGUAGGAAGGCCUAUGCUGUGGGGCUUAGCUUGCGGAGGCGAAAAAGGUGCUCGGGCUGUUCUUGAAAUAAUGCGUCAGGAAAUCAUUGAAACUUUGGCUUUGACAGGCUGCCAUAACGUACAACAAGUUACAAAAGAUCUUGUGGUGCACGAGUCCUAUUACAGCCAUCUCUAAUUAUAUAAUUACACUUGCAAAUGUAUACUUUCAAUAAUUCAUCAAUAAACUUGAUCUCAUCACAGA
Molecule: messenger RNA, 2881 nt
Organism: Nasonia vitripennis (jewel wasp)
Lineage: Eukaryota; Metazoa; Arthropoda; Insecta; Hymenoptera; Pteromalidae
Product: peroxisomal (S)-2-hydroxy-acid oxidase-like
Exons: 14
Coding region: 295-1392 (365 amino acids)
Molecular function (GO): oxidoreductase activity; FMN binding
Source: RefSeq, a predicted model, not a curated record